Messenger RNA from Penicillium verhagenii, 438 nucleotides. RefSeq lists its product as uncharacterized. The record is from RefSeq and is a predicted model, not a curated record. Bases 1 to 438 code for a protein of 145 amino acids. NCBI's taxonomy places the organism in Eukaryota, Fungi, Ascomycota, Eurotiomycetes, Eurotiales, Aspergillaceae. The transcript has a single exon.
AUGUCCGACCCAUUUUCCGUCACCGGCAGCGCGGUCGGGGUCAUUUCCCUCGGGCUAUGUCUUUGCGGUGAAAUUGUUCAAUACGCGCAGAGCGUGCAGGGCCAAGACGAUGACAUACGAUAUCUUGAAACAAAAGCGACCAAUGUCCGACUAUUGUUGAGAGAGCUACGCUAUUUGAUUGAAGAAAAAAGAUACGACUUACCGGAGAUUGCCGCUGACCUCGAAUCAAAAGCACUUGAUUUAAAGGUAUACCUGGAUAGCCUGAGUGCGAAGAUUAAGCAGUAUGGACCGCCUCAGGUUGCAACAAAGUCUACACACAGCAGAGCAAAAUCGACCAUCAAAAGGGCUUUUUAUCCUUUCAAAAAAGAUGCGCUCUUUGAAGUUCGUGAUUGUUUGGAUAGCAUGGGAAGGGAUCUAGAUGCCGCCUUGACGGUGUAA